CGCCAAGAGGGAAAGUGAGAGGGAGACGGACGUUGAGAGAACGAGAAGGAAGGAGAGAAAAUGGCGUCCACGGAUUACAGUACCUACAGCCAAGCGGCAGCCCAGCAGGGCUACAGUGCAUACACCGCCCAACCCACUCAAGGAUAUGCACAGACCACCCAGGCAUAUGGGCAGCAGAGUUAUGGAACCUAUGGACAGCCCACUGAUGUCAGCUAUACCCAGGCUCAGACCACUGCGACCUAUGGGCAGACCGCCUAUGCAACUUCUUAUGGACAGCCUCCCGCUGUAGAAGGGACCAGUACAGGUUAUACUACUCCAACUGCCCCCCAGGCAUACAGUCAGCCUGUCCAGGGGUACGGCACUGGUGCUUACGAUACCACCACUGCUACGGUUACUACCACCCAGGCCUCCUAUGCAGCUCAGUCUGCUUACGGCACUCAGCCUGCUUACCCAGCCUAUGGGCAGCAGCCGGCAGCCACCGCACCUGCAAGACCGCAGGAUGGUAACAAACCCGCUGAGACUAGUCAACCUCAAUCUAGCACAGGGGGUUACAACCAGCCCAGCCUAGGAUAUGGACAGAGUAACUACAGUUAUCCCCAGGUACCUGGGAGCUACCCCAUGCAGCCAGUCACAGCACCACCAUCUUAUCCUCCUACCAGCUACUCCUCUACACAGCCGACUAGUUAUGAUCAGAGCAGUUACUCUCAGCAGAACACCUAUGGGCAGCCGAGCAGCUAUGGACAGCAGAGUAGCUAUGGUCAACAAAGCAGCUAUGGGCAGCAGCCGCCCACUAGUUAUCCCCCCCAAACUGGAUCCUACAGCCAGGCUCCAAGUCAAUAUAGCCAACAGAGCAGCAGCUACGGGCAGCAGAGUUCAUUCCGACAGGACCACCCCAGUAGCAUGGGUGUUUAUGGGCAGGAGUCUGGAGGAUUUUCCGGACCAGGAGAGAACCGGAGCAUGAGUGGCCCUGAUAACCGGGGCAGGGGAAGAGGGGGAUUUGAUCGUGGAGGCAUGAGCAGAGGUGGGCGGGGAGGAGGACGCGGUGGAAUGGGCAGCGCUGGAGAGCGAGGUGGCUUCAAUAAGCCUGGUGGACCCAUGGACGAAGGACCAGAUCUUGAUCUAGGCCCACCUGUAGAUCCAGAUGAAGACUCUGACAACAGUGCAAUUUAUGUGCAAGGCUUAAAUGACAAUGUGACUCUAGAUGAUCUGGCAGACUUCUUUAAGCAGUGUGGAGUUGUUAAGAUGAACAAGAGAACCGGACAACCCAUGAUCCAUAUCUACUUGGACAAGGAAACAGGAAAGCCCAAAGGUGAUGCUACAGUGUCCUAUGAAGACCCACCAACUGCCAAGGCUGCUGUGGAGUGGUUUGAUGGGAAAGAUUUUCAAGGGAGCAAACUUAAGGUUUCUCUUGCUCGGAAGAAGCCUCCGAUGAACAGCAUGCGGGGUGGUAUGCCUCCCCGUGAGGGCAGAGGGAUGCCGCCGCCACUUCGUGGAGGUCCAGGAGGCCCAGGAGGUCCUGGGGGCCCCAUGGGUCGUAUGGGAGGCCGUGGAGGAGACAGAGGUGGCUUUCCCCCAAGAGGGCCUCGGGGUUCUCGAGGGAACCCAUCCGGAGGAGGAAAUGUCCAGCACCGAGCUGGAGACUGGCAGUGCCCCAAUCCGGGGUGUGGAAACCAGAACUUCGCCUGGAGAACAGAAUGCAACCAGUGUAAGGCCCCGAAGCCCGAAGGCUUCCUUCCACCACCCUUUCCACCCCCGGGUGGUGACCGUGGCAGAGGCGGCCCUGGUGGCAUGCGGGGCGGAAGAGGCGGCCUCAUGGACCGCGGUGGUCCCGGUGGGAUGUUCAGAGGUGGCCGUGGUGGAGACAGAGGGGGCUUCCGUGGUGGCCGGGGCAUGGACCGAGGUGGCUUUGGUGGAGGAAGACGGGGCGGCCCUGGUGGGCCCCCUGGACCUUUGAUGGAACAGAUGGGAGGAAGAAGAGGCGGGCGCGGAGGACCUGGAAAAAUGGAUAAAGGCGAGCACCGUCAGGAACGCAGAGACCGGCCCUACUAGACGCAGAGACCCCGCAGAGCUGCAUUGACUACCAGAUUUAUUUUUUAAACCAGAAAAUGUUUUAAAUUUAUAAUUCCAUAUUUAUAAUGUUGGCCACAACAUUAUGAUUAUUCCUUGUCUGUACUUUAGUAUUUUUCACCAUUUGUGAAGAAACAUUAAAACAAGUUAAAUGGUAG
Messenger RNA from Neomonachus schauinslandi (Hawaiian monk seal), 2225 nucleotides. It is a transcript of the gene EWSR1, whose product is annotated as EWS RNA binding protein 1. The record is from RefSeq and is a predicted model, not a curated record. Gene Ontology annotation, molecular function: RNA binding; transcription coregulator activity. The transcript is spliced from 18 exons. Lineage: Eukaryota; Metazoa; Chordata; Mammalia; Carnivora; Phocidae. Gene Ontology annotation, biological process: regulation of DNA-templated transcription. Gene Ontology annotation, cellular component: nucleus. The coding region runs from base 61 to 2049 and encodes 662 amino acids.